UGAGCAGGUGGAGGGUGGCGGCGGGUGGGGCAGCCGCGGCUCAGGCGCCGGGGCGGGAGCUCCAGCUCCACGUCCCCGCUCCCUGUGCGCCCCGAUGCCUGCCCUACUCGUGCCCCUGCCAGGGCCCCCGCCUGACCAGUCUCCGGUCCCGGACUGGUUGGGACUUGGGAGCUGAGCCGUCCGGCCGCUGUGCCCAUGCAGUGCCGGCUGCUCCGGGGCCUGGCCGGAGCCCUCCUCACCCUCCUGUGCAUGGGGCUUCUGUCCCUACGGUACCAGUCACGCCCGCCCCCCCAGGGAGUGCAGCAGCCCCCCAGGCUGAGCCGGCCCAGCCCCGCGCCCCGCGAGCUGCGCCUGCACGACAUCUUCAUCGCCGUCAAGACCACCCGGGCCUUCCACCGCUCGCGCCUGGACCUGCUGCUCGACACGUGGGUCUCCAGGAUCAGGCAACAGACAUUCAUCUUCACUGACAGCCCGGACGAAGGCCUCCAGGAGAGACUGGGGCCCCACCUUGUGGUCACCAACUGCUCCGCUGAGCACAGCCACCCUGCGCUGUCCUGCAAGAUGGCUGCCGAGUUCGACGCCUUCUUGGCCAGCGGGCUCAGGUGGUUCUGUCACGUGGAUGAUGACAACUACGUGAACCCAUGGGCGCUGCUGCGGCUGCUGAGGGCCUUCCCCGCGGCCCUCGACGUCUACGUGGGCAGGCCCAGCCUGAACCGGCCCAUCCGCGCCUCGGAACCCCAACCGCGCAAUCGCACGAGACUGGUGCAGUUCUGGUUCGCCACAGGGGGUGCCGGCUUCUGCAUCAACCGCAAGCUGGCUUUGAGGAUGGUCCCGUGGGCGAGCGGCUCCCACUUCGUGGACACCUCUGCCCUCAUCCGGCUGCCUGAUGACUGUACCGUGGGCUACAUCGUGGAGUGCAAGCUGGGGAACCGUCUGCGGCCCAGCCCCCUCUUCCACUCGCACCUGGAGACCCUGCAGCUACUAGGGGCCGCCCAACUCCUGGAGCAGGUCACCCUCAGCUAUGGUGUCUUUGAGGGGAAGCUCAAUGUCAUUAAGCUACCUGGCCCCUUCUCCCCUGAAGAGGACCCCUCCAGGUUCCGCUCCCUGCACUGCCUCCUCUACCCAGACACGCCCUGGUGUCCCCAGCUGGUUGUGCCCUGAGCCACUGGGCAGAGGCCAGCGGAGACUUCGGGGGGCUCCUGUGCCCACGCAGCGCUGGCGCGUGCCCCUGGAGGGCGGCUCCUGGCGCGGCCUCCGGGCGACGAAGAUGCAGGCCUGUGGGUAGCUGGAGGCACCCGGGCCCCAGAGGAGGCUGGACAGCCUGGGAGCAGGAGGGCCAGGUGAGGGCCGGACAGGCCCAGGCUGGAGCCCGCGGCCUGGGGGAGCCGACUGAGCGGGGCAGGCACCUGGGCAGGGCUGGGGAUCGGGGUGCCAUCCCUUAGACACUGACUGGGCCCCCAGGGGGCGGUCUGGCUCCGGCCCUGGCUCUGUCCCCGUCAUUCCCCUGGGGCUGAAGCACGGGGCCGUCUGCUCCUAAGUCCCCUGGCCGGAUCCUGUGUCACUGAGGGGACCUGAAAGAGUCACAGCCAAACCCAGGGUCUGUGACGGACGAUGACGCUGCGGAGUCUCUGAGCUCCUUGCUCCCCCACUUGCUAAUGGGCUCAGGUUUGGAGCCUCAGCAGGCCCAGGUGAUGGUCCGCAUGGUCCCAGCCAAUCAAGACAACCCUUUGGCUCACUUUGCAGUCUCCGUUGCUGGGAGACGUUACCCUGUGACCCAGGUUUGGCCAGUAGAGAGGUUUCUGGGUGAGGUUUUUCAGCCCUGUACCUCAUCUUCCUGUGUGAAUGUGGGUAUGAUGGCUGGAUCUGAGGAGCUACUUUGCCACCAUGAAGGGAAGCCCAAGACCAUCACCGCAGCUGUCUCCUCCAGCGUUUGGUUCUGUACGAAAUUAAACCCCUAUUUAAGUCUC
Messenger RNA from Marmota flaviventris (yellow-bellied marmot), 1967 nucleotides. It is a transcript of the gene Mfng, whose product is annotated as MFNG O-fucosylpeptide 3-beta-N-acetylglucosaminyltransferase. NCBI's taxonomy places the organism in Eukaryota, Metazoa, Chordata, Mammalia, Rodentia, Sciuridae. The record is from RefSeq and is a predicted model, not a curated record. Gene Ontology annotation, molecular function: glycosyltransferase activity. Gene Ontology annotation, cellular component: membrane.